Theobroma umbraticum is the source of this 2351-nucleotide messenger RNA. Its product is annotated as putative polyamine transporter At1g31830. Gene Ontology annotation, biological process: transmembrane transport. Gene Ontology annotation, molecular function: transmembrane transporter activity. NCBI's taxonomy places the organism in Eukaryota, Viridiplantae, Streptophyta, Magnoliopsida, Malvales, Malvaceae. The record is from RefSeq and is a predicted model, not a curated record. Gene Ontology annotation, cellular component: membrane.
UGUAUAUUCAAACAAGAAAAGAAAAUGCUAUAUUUUAUUGGAAGCAUUUUGGAGGAAAAUUGCUUCUUUAUUAUGUCUAAAUGAUUUUAAAGUCUUUAACUUUCCCACCUGUGUUCCUGUAAUGUACGGAUUUAGGCUUGUUGAGGUCCUAAGAAUUGGAACCAUAAGCAGAACUUGAGCCCAGUCCUUGUACCAAAAAACAAAAGCCCAAUCCUGAAUCCGCGAAUAGAAACAAGAAACUGUCCCUUGUGGCAGACCGCUCCAAAGUCAAAAAUGGGUGUCAGCCUCAGUGCUCAAUUCUCAGGCAAUCCUAUCUUCGUGGAGAUGGUAAUAGAGCAGUCAAUUCAACCGUUGUGAUUGCUCGUUUUAAGGACAAAUGUAGAAGCUGUCAUGCCAUGGAAUUGUAAGAGUGAAGAGAGUUGCUUUGUUUUGUCGAAAACAAAUCCAGAAAACUGGAAGAGGAACCGAAUGCAACUCAUUCUUUCUGUUGCCUGUAGUUUAUUUGGCAUCUCGAGAACCGUCAGAUCAGAUCAUUCUUCAAAACCCAGACUCCCAUUUGUCGAGAUCUGACUCAAGGUUCCAGCUUUUAGAGCUUGUACCAGCUUCCCUUCGCUGUUUGUCUUGUCUCUGGUAGAAAUCGAAAAGGACACGUGCACGAAGGUACGACACGUGGUGGGCUGAACUUUUUGUCACGUUUCUUUCAUGCUGACACAUCGCUUACCUGAACUCUUAUCAACUCUCCAGGAAAAAAUCAAAUGCUAUUGCAAUCCCUCCUUCUUCUUUCAUGGUUAGUUUCACUGUCCUGCGCUUUUUGAUUUUAUAAUUGUUGGACGUUCUGGGUUUUUUCAGUUAUCAAGAAACAGAGAAACUCAUUAACUAGGCAAACCCCUGCUGAGAUGGUGGAGCCGAGCAAUGCUGACUAUGUGGAAUUGGGAGAACGUUCUUCCCCCAAGCUAGAUAAGUACCAAAAGGUUUCUAUUAUACCUCUUGUGUUUUUGAUCUUCUAUGAGGUCUCUGGGGGCCCUUUUGGUGUUGAAGAUAGUGUCCAAGCAGCUGGUCCCCUUUUAGCUCUUCUUGGAUUUUUGCUGGUUCCGUUCAUAUGGAGUGUCCCGGAAGCGUUAAUAACAGCAGAAUUGGGUACAAUGUUCCCAGAGAAUGGUGGUUAUGUUGUCUGGGUUUCAUCAGCUUUGGGCCCUUUUUGGGGUUUCCAACAAGGCUGGAUGAAAUGGUUGAGUGGGGUUAUUGAUAAUGCUUUGUACCCGGUUUUAUUUCUGGACUACCUGAAAUCGGCCUUCCCUGCUUUGGAAGGAGGUCUGCCAAGGACAAUUGCAGUGUUGGUUUUGACUCUGGCUCUCACGUAUAUGAGCUACAGAGGUUUAACUCUAGUGGGUUGGGUGGCAAUCUUACUAGGGGUGUUUUCACUUCUCCCUUUUAUUUUCAUGGGAAUCGUGGCAAUUCCCAAACUGGAGCCUUCAAGGUGGCUUGUGACAGAUCUUGGCUAUAUAGACUGGGGUUUAUACUUGAAUACUCUCUUCUGGAAUCUAAACUAUUGGGACUCCAUUAGCACUCUCGCAGGAGAGGUGGAAAAUCCAAGUAAAACUCUUCCAAAAGCCCUUUUUUAUGCUGUUAUCUUAGUUGUUUUUGGAUACUUUUUCCCCCUUUUGAUUGGUACUGGAGCAAUUCCACUUGAUCGCAAGAUGUGGACUGAUGGAUAUUUCUCAGACAUUGCUAAAAUGCUUGGAGGUGUCUGGCUGCUAACGUGGAUUCAAGCUGCAGCUGCUCUAUCAAACAUGGGAAUGUUCCUUGCUGAGAUGAGUAGCGAUUCCUUCCAGCUUGAGGGAAUGGCAACUCGUGGGAUGCUUCCUGAGUUCUUUGCAAAGAGGUCUCGCUAUGGAACCCCUCUGGUUGGGAUUUUAUUCUCUGCAUCUGGUGUUUUACUAUUGUCAUGGUUGAGCUUUCAAGAGAUUGUAGCUGCAGAGAACUUCUUAUACUGUUUCGGAAUGAUUAUGGAGUUCAUAGCAUUUCUGAAGCUAAGGAUAGACCAUCCAGCAGAAUCAAGGCCAUUCAAGAUACCUGUCGGUACGGCUGGAGCAAUUUUAAUGUGUAUCCCGCCUACCGUACUAAUUCUUGUGGUUUUAGCCUUCGCUUCUUUGAAGGUCAUGUUAAUUAGCAUGGUAGCUGUGAUAAUCGGGCUUGUUCUUGAGCCUUGGCUGAGGUAUUCUGAGAAAAAGAGAUGGCUCAGAUUCUCCAUGAAUGCUGACAUCCGUGACUUUCAUUCUACCUAUCGGUAGUGUGAUGAACCAUGAUUAAGACAUUGCAAUUUUCACUUUCCCAUUUUGCUGUGUCCGAAA